UCGAAUUCCCGCCAAAUCCAACCGACGCAGAGUAACUUCAUAGAGGAUGAUUCUCCAUUGGAGCAUGAAACCUCGAAAGCUUCUCGUGAUUGGAAGAACCAGACGGUAAAAUUGCUCUCUCUGGCUCUUCUUCUUCUUCUUCAUUCGGAUUUAUACAGAUCAUGACCUUCGCAGUAGUCAACAGAUCAUGACCUUCGCAGUAGUCAACCAUGCCAUUUCUCUCGCCGAAUUCGCUCGCUUCACUGGUCGAAUUGGCCUUAUCUAUUCGUUCUUCUCUUCUCGGCCGAGUCGCCCAUGCCCAGAUUCUCAAAACCCUAAAAACCCCUUUUCCAGCCUUCCUCUACAACCACCUCGUGAACAUGUACGCCAAACUUGACCAGCUUAACUCGGCCGAACUCAUCCUCGAACUUGCCCCUUGCCGCUCCGUCGUCACUUGGACCUCUCUCAUCGCCGGCUCCGUCCAAAACGGCCGUUUUUCUUCUGCUCUGCUUCACUUCUCCGACAUGCUUAGUGACUGUGUUCGACCCAAUGACUUCACCUUCCCUUGCGUUCUCAAAGCCUCCACUGGUCUUCGCAUGGCCAUGACAGGCAAACAGCUACACGCACUUGCGGUUAAGGAGGGAUUAAUAAAUGAUGUAUUCGUCGGGUGCAGUGCCUUCGAUAUGUACAGCAAAUUGGGCCUUCUUGAUGACGCAUACAAGCUGUUUGUUGAAAUGCCUCAUCGAAACCUCGAGACGUGGAACGCGUAUAUAUCCAAUUCAGUGCUCCAUGGGCGACCUGAAGACUCUGCCAUUGCGUUUAUUGAGUUACUACGAGCUGGUGGGAAGCCAGAUUCCAUUACGUUUUGUGCUUUUCUCAAUGCGUGUUCAGACAAACUAGGCUUGGAGCCUGGGUGUCAACUACAUGGGUUCAUUAUUCGAAGUGGGUGUGGGCAGAAUGUCUCUAUUUCAAAUGGAUUGAUUGAUUUUUAUGGGAAAUGUGGGGAGGUUAUAUGUUCUGAGGUGAUCUUUGACAGAAUGGGAGAGCGGAACAGCGUAUCUUGGUCGUCCUUGAUAGCUGCUUACGUUCAAAACAACGAGGAAGAGAAGGCUUGCUGCUUAUUCUUGCGAGCGAGGAAAGAAGGUAUCAAACCAACUGAUUUUAUGGUAUCGAGUGUGCUUUGUGCUUCUGCUGGACUUUCAGAAAUCGAGUUGGGAAGGUCAGUUCAAGCACUGGCCGUCAAGGCUUGUGUAGAGGAGAACAUCUUUGUUGGAAGUGCACUGGUUGACAUGUAUGGAAAAUGUGGAAGUAUCGAUGAAGCAGAGCGAGCCUUCAACGAGAUGCCAGAGAGAAACUUGGUGUCUUGGAAUUCAUUAUUGGGCGGAUACGCACAUCAAGGAUGUGCAGACAAGGCUGUGGCAUUGCUUGAGGAGAUGGCAUCGGCCGAUGGCAUAGCACCGAGCUAUGUAAGUUUAGUCUGUGCAUUAUCAGCUUGCAGUAGAGCAGGAGAUUUGAAGACGGGGAUGCAGAUUUUUGAGUCCAUGAAAGCAAGAUACGGUAUAGAACCAGGGCCGGAGCAUUAUGCUUGUUUGGUAGAUCUGUUUGGGCGUGCUGGAAUGGUGGAGUGUGCGUAUGAUUUUAUAAGGCGCAUGCCAUUUCCUCCCACAAUAUCAAUCUGGGGUGCUCUGUUGGGGGCUUGUCGAAUGCAUGGGAAGCCAGAAUUGGGAAAGUUGGCCGCUGAGAAGCUGUUUGAACUUGAUCCAAAAGACUCUGGAAACCACGUUGUGCUGUCCAAUAUGCUUGCUGCAACUAGCAGGUGGGAAGAAGUGACGGUCAUACGUAAUGAGAUGAAAGAAGUAGGGAUCAAAAAGGGGGCUGGAUUCAGUUGGAUAACAGUAAACAGAAGAAUUCAUAUAUUCCAAGCGAAAGACAAAAGCUAUGAGAAGGACUCUGAACUGCAGGAUAUGCUGGGGAAUCUGAGGAAGGAGAUGCAGGAAGCUGCUGGUAGCAUUGCAGAAGCCAAUUAUGCUCUUUUUGAAGCGUAGAAUUAACCAAAUUUGGCUGCCACCAUCAGAGCAAUUCCCUUGUUGUCGGCGCCAUUGCGUAUCACUUGCUGCAGUUGAUUUCUCUAGCUUUCCCCCACUCACCAUCUGUACGUAAAAUCAUCAAAUCACCAUCCUUCCAAUAGCGAACCUCAAUAUCCAGCCGCCAUCACAGAAAAGAACUUCCCAUAGUUUUUGAUUUUGUGUGGAAAUCAUGAGUCAGGAGCAGCCACGCAGGGCCGAAGAACAGCAGAGCAGCCUCGUCGGAAUGACAACGAUGAGCGUGUUGGAUGAUGAAAGUCCCACAUCGGCUAAUUUAGGGAAUGAUCGUGGGUUUAUAAACAAAAAUACUCUCUCCAUUGGUAUGAAGUCUUUUGGAGAAGCCCAAAGUAAAGCCAUGAGAGCGGACAGGUUCCCACCUUGAAUCUCCCAUCUUGUCUUAUUCCGAUAAAUCUCUACAUGAUGUUGUGUUUGACGGGUCCUUUUAGCUCAACUAUGUCCUAACGGGCGCAACCGAAAAACUGGCGACAGGCAAGCCAAUGAGCAGGCAGGAUGCAGAAGGGGUGGUGAGCGCAGAGCUGAGGAACAAUCCACACCUGACAACCCACACAGGUGGGGUGGCGGCCUCCAUCACCGCCGCCGCAAGACUGAAUGAGAGCGGCACAAAUAUAUGAAAAGAGCUCAACUGAACUGUAAGUUUUGAGUUGUGUUUUUGGUAAUAAAGUGUAUGAUUUGAUCUGGAAUUUUUUGUUUUUCUGAGACCGUUAUUUGUGUCCUUAAAACUAAAAUUCUGGUAGACAAAAAAGCAGCUUCCCCCCCUGUUCUUCUUUUCCUGUUGCUCACUGUUCACUGUGGAGUCAGGUUCUUUUGUUUAUAUUUUAAGCUUUUUCUCUUACAAAUA
Molecule: messenger RNA, 2922 nt
Organism: Cucurbita maxima (winter squash)
Lineage: Eukaryota; Viridiplantae; Streptophyta; Magnoliopsida; Cucurbitales; Cucurbitaceae
Product: pentatricopeptide repeat-containing protein At4g14850
Exons: 5
Coding region: 210-2024 (604 amino acids)
Biological process (GO): RNA modification
Molecular function (GO): protein binding; RNA binding
Source: RefSeq, a predicted model, not a curated record